Messenger RNA from Aspergillus melleus, 579 nucleotides. RefSeq names its product mitochondrial 54S ribosomal protein mL49. The transcript is spliced from 3 exons. Gene Ontology annotation, biological process: translation. The record is from RefSeq and is a predicted model, not a curated record. Bases 1 to 579 code for a protein of 192 amino acids. Lineage: Eukaryota; Fungi; Ascomycota; Eurotiomycetes; Eurotiales; Aspergillaceae. Gene Ontology annotation, cellular component: ribosome; mitochondrial large ribosomal subunit. Gene Ontology annotation, molecular function: structural constituent of ribosome.
AUGGCGUCUUUCCUACAGUCUCGUCCGGUCUUGUCGGCUGUUCGCAAGCAGUCGACAGCUGUGCCUCUCUAUCUACAAAACUCUUCACAGUCCAUGCUUUUGCGUUCGGGGACAUGUAGCUCUUUCUCUUCUCUAUCUUCCUCCUCGAGCUUGGUCAACUCCCAAACCCCUCGUCGAAGCCUCCCUUCUGCCAUCCCCACACAACAAUCCCGAACCUUCCUGGUACAAUUCAGACGUCAAUCCCAGUCCCUGAAAGAAAACUCCCCUUCGAAAUCUCCGCCGGCCGAUUUGCAGCUCACCAACCUCCCCUACUUCAUCCGUCGCACACCCUCCAACCAACUUCCCGUUUACCUGAUCACCAAGGCCGGCGGUACCAAGCAACAGACGAAGCUCCAGAAAACCGAAGGCGAUCUGGACGCGUUGCGGAGUGACCUGGCACAGUUUUUGGGACUCGAGUCUGGCGAUCCUAAUGCUCCCCAGAGCCCCGAUGUUACCAUCAACCGUCUGACUGGGCACAUUCUGGUCAAGGGUUGGCGGAAACCUGAAAUCCAGCAGUUCCUGUUGCAGCGCAACUUCUAA